AUGGCACUCGCAAACAUUAACUGGCUUCUCCUACGUUACCUGCUCCAAUCUCGCUCCUUUCCACCUUCCCAGAUUGCUCUCUACAUUCUCACCUUGCUCCCCUCACUGCUCGCGUAUCGCUAUCUUAUCACUUCAGGAACACCACGCUUUGACCCUUCGGGCGCGCUCCUCAGUCCGGGGGAGGACUUGGCGGCACCGGGAAUGACAGAGUGGGCUUGGGAUCUGGUGUUUGUGACUUGGGGAUGCGAGGUUGGCAGUGGUGCACUGGGGGGAUGGGUCUGGUAUUUCUAUUUGCUCAUCCCAGCUUAUGCCCUAUACAAACUCGCUACCUUCUUCCUCCCCUCCUUGCGGCAGUCUGUUCAAGCAUUUUCCGCAAUUGCGGGCCAAGCUGGGGCUGGAGCGGAGGCGCAGGAAGCCCCUGGAGGAGAAAGUAAGAGGCAACAGAAGUUGAGGAAGAGGAUGGAGAGGGGUGAUCCGAGGGUUAAGCAGAUGGAGAGGAAGAGACCUGCGUAGUGUCGUACUACAUAGUUGGCUUCCAAUAAAUACGUACUCAUG
Messenger RNA from Dacryopinax primogenitus, 555 nucleotides. RefSeq lists its product as uncharacterized. Lineage: Eukaryota; Fungi; Basidiomycota; Dacrymycetes; Dacrymycetales; Dacrymycetaceae. The record is from RefSeq and is a predicted model, not a curated record. Gene Ontology annotation, biological process: vacuolar protein processing. The coding region runs from base 1 to 513 and encodes 170 amino acids. Gene Ontology annotation, cellular component: intracellular membrane-bounded organelle. The transcript is spliced from 3 exons.